This is a messenger RNA of Adineta steineri, 546 nucleotides long. Lineage: Eukaryota; Metazoa; Rotifera; Eurotatoria; Adinetida; Adinetidae. The record is from the annotation of a GenBank genome assembly.
AUGGUUGAUCUCAAUAACGUGACUUAUCGUGUUGCAACUUCAUCAGAUUGCGAUUUAUUGGUCAUGUUUGUUAACAAUGCCUAUGGUGGUGAAAUAGCACGACAAGGUUGGACUAAUGCAAAUGAAAUUAUCGACGGACAAAGAACAGAUAGAAAUGCCAUGGAUGUGAUGAUUAGCAAUAGUGACUCUAUUAUAUUGGUAGUUUUCAAUAAAAGUGAUAACAUUUUGAUAGGAUGUGUGUAUUUGCAACAUAAAUCAGACAUAAAAACGGCAUAUUUAGGGAUGUUAACUGUCCGUCCUGAUUUACAAAGAAGUGGAUAUGGGAAAAUGAUUCUAUUUUUGGGAGAAAAUUAUGCUAAAGAUCAAUGGAAUGUUGAUUACAUUGAAAUAACAGUUAUUAUACAAAGAACAGAAUUAGUCGAAUUUUAUAAUCGAUGUGGCUAUAUUGAAAUUGGAGAAUAUCAACCAUUUCCACCAGAUGAAUUUGGUCGCCUAAAACGAAACGAUUUACAAAUUUGUACUAUGAAAAAAUCUCUCAAAACAUAA